UCAGUACUCCUCACACACUACCACCACACAACAACUUCUAUCUCACUGCGUCUCUCGCUUCCCCAUAAUUUACACGUUCUUUUUAAUGCUUUUCACCAAUCAAAUUAGCGUCACCUUCACCCACCACACCAACGGCAGCAAGACUAACACUAGAAAUUAAAUUCCCAUCUUUAUCUCUUCCUUUCUUCCAUUAGCCCAAAAAAAAAAAUAGAAAAAAUGAUGAACUGCUUGCAGAGUUGGCCUGAACCUGUGGUUAGAGUCCAAUCUUUAGCAGCAAGUGGUAUCCGGGCAAUCCCAGAGCGUUAUAUUAAGCCACCAUCCCAUAGACCCUUAUCAAAAAAUGACUUUUCACCACCUCAAGAGGUAAACAUUCCUGUUAUUGAUUUCCAAAACGUUUUCUCUGACGACCAACGCCUCCGUGACGAGGCCCUCCGUGAUAUCUACAGUGCUUGCCAUGAAUGGGGGUUCUUUCAAGUAGUGAACCAUGGUGUUAGCCAUGAACUGAUGAAGAGGACUAGUGAGGUUUGGCGAGAGUUCUUCAACUUGCCAGUAGAAGUGAAGCAGGAGUAUGCUAACACUCCUGCUACGUAUGAGGGGUAUGGUAGUCGGUUAGGGGUGGAGAAGGGGGCGAUACUUGAUUGGAGUGAUUAUUUCUUCCUUAAUUAUAUGCCUGUUUCUCUCAGAAACCAAAACAAGUGGCCUGCAACCCCAGCUUCUUGCAGGGAAUUGGUAGCUGAGUAUGGCAGUGAAGUGGUUAAACUUUGUGGAAAGUUGAUGAAGGUAUUCUCCAUGAACCUUGGUCUGGAAGAGGACUCCCUCCUUAACGCUUUUGGUGGAGAAGAAAACAUUGGGGCAGGCUUGAGGGUGAAUUACUACCCCAAGUGUCCCCAGCCAGACCUUACACUAGGUCUCUCCCCACACUCUGACCCUGGUGGAAUGACCCUUCUCCUGCCUGAUGAAAAUGUGGCUGGCCUACAAGUCUGUAGGAAGGGCAGUUGGCUCACUGUUAAGCCGAUCCCAAAUGCCUUCAUUAUCAACAUAGGAGAUCAAAUCCAGGUACUGAGCAACGCCAUCUAUCAGAGUGUGGAGCACAGGGUUAUUGUGAAUUCUAAUAGUGAUAGAGUCUCUCUUGCCCUUUUCUAUAACCCGAAGAGCGACUCGCUCAUUGAACCAUCCAAGGAGCUUGUGUCCGAUGACCGGCCAGCUCUCUACCCACCGAUGAGAUUUGAUGAAUACAGACUUUACGUUAGGACAAAGGGUCUCUGCGGCAAGGAACAGGUUGAAUCCUUAAUAAUAUCCUAGGCCAUGCAGUGAAUGUUGAAUCGAUGACAGUGUCCCUCCUUGGUCCCGUCAUCAUCUAAAAUAAAUGUCUAAUAAUAAUAAGCAUGAGUUCCAGGGAACAAAGAGCGGGGCAAAUUUGAAUCACGUGGUACAGCAAUUUACAGCUUGCUUUUGUUUUCAAGUCAAUAUUGCCACCGUCUGUUUAGGAUAAAAUGUCAAUCAAAUAUAAUGGAAUUCCAUUUCAGUGUUGUAUAAGAAGGUGGAAUUAAGUUAUUGUCUAUUUGCUCGUACCAAAUCGUUAAGCAAAAACCAAUUAUUUGAAUGUUGAUGGAACUCUUCUUUGACCA
Populus trichocarpa (black cottonwood) is the source of this 1628-nucleotide messenger RNA. RefSeq names its product jasmonate-induced oxygenase 2. NCBI's taxonomy places the organism in Eukaryota, Viridiplantae, Streptophyta, Magnoliopsida, Malpighiales, Salicaceae. Bases 217 to 1302 code for a protein of 361 amino acids. The transcript has 3 exons. The record is from RefSeq and is a predicted model, not a curated record.